CGCCUCUUCACUUCCUCGUUCGUCUCUAAUAAAACUUCAUCAUUCUUUGGUUCAAAGCCAACAUCAACAUGACCUUCGUACUUGUCACUGGAGCCUCUGGCUUUCUGGGCGCUCACAUUGUGGACCAGCUGCUCAAAUUGGGAUACAAAGUUCGAGGAACGGCAAGAUCGAGCAAGGCCGACCGUCUUCGUGCUGCUUACAGCUUCGCCGACGACCGUUUCGAUGUCGUCGUCGUCGAUGACUUCUCGAGUUCCGACUUGACUGCCGCGUUUGAAGGCAUCGAGGUACUCGUACAUGUAGCGUCGCCCAUGCCCACAGCUGGCCCUGCUGAGGUUAUACUCAAGGGUGCGAUAAACGGGACCACUAGAGUUCUCGAUUUCGCCGCAAAGUCGGGGACCGUGAAGAAGGUCAUCGUCACAUCGAGUGUCACGUCGUUGCACCACAUCAACGAGUCUUUCACCGACAAGGUGUACGGUGCUGACGACUGGAAUCCGCAGACGUACGAAGACGCGGUUGAGCCCGGCACCCAUCCAUAUUCGGUUUACUAUGCAGCGAAGACGGUUUCUGAACAGGCCGUUCGUAAAUUCGCGAAGGAACAUCCGGCAAUCGAUGUUUCGACCGUGCAUCCGACCUACUGCUACGGGCCUACCGCCCCCAGUCACGUCUCCGAUGCCCCAGCAGAUAGUACCAACAUCUUGAUAUACGCCCUCUUCCAAACGCCGGCCGGCUCUCCUCGCAGUCCGCUUCCACCCGCUCAAGCCCUGAUCUCACCCACCUACAUCCACGUCUCCGACGCAGCCCGUGCUCACGUCCUUCUUAUUUCUCCUCCUUCCGAAUGUCCUACGUCCUGCCCUGGAGAGGUCAAGCGAGUGGUACUCAAGAGCGGAGACAUGCGUUGGAUAGAUGCGCUUGAGUAUCUUACGAAGACGAGACCUGAGCUGAAGGAGAGGUUGUUUUUGAUUCCUGAGAAUUACGAACACCCAGAGGGGUGGGCGAGGUUUAGCGGUGAGAGCACAGAGAAGUGGAUCGGCUUCAAGAACGGAAGUUACAAGGAUUGGAAGGUGAUGUUGGACGAGGCGGUGGAUGAUAUCCUGAAAAGGGAGAAGGGUCUGACGACGGUGAAGGCAGCGUGAAGCGUUUCGAGAGGUGUCCAUGACAGGAUGGUCGUAUAGAUAUAUUAGCAGAGUGCACCAGCGUUUAAUUAAUUCGUGGUCCCCUGCUUGAAAGUUUGUCCGCCAUCGAAGUGGAGCCACCUCAAAGUCC
This is a messenger RNA of Stereum hirsutum FP-91666 SS1, 1263 nucleotides long. RefSeq names its product NAD-P-binding protein. Gene Ontology annotation, molecular function: oxidoreductase activity, acting on the CH-OH group of donors, NAD or NADP as acceptor. NCBI's taxonomy places the organism in Eukaryota, Fungi, Basidiomycota, Agaricomycetes, Russulales, Stereaceae. Bases 69 to 1133 code for a protein of 354 amino acids. The record is from RefSeq and is a predicted model, not a curated record. The transcript has 7 exons.